Messenger RNA from Puccinia graminis f. sp. tritici CRL 75-36-700-3, 1213 nucleotides. Its product is annotated as Ras family protein. Gene Ontology annotation, molecular function: GTPase activity; GTP binding; GDP binding. The transcript has 3 exons. Gene Ontology annotation, cellular component: plasma membrane. The record is from RefSeq and is a predicted model, not a curated record. Gene Ontology annotation, biological process: small GTPase-mediated signal transduction. Lineage: Eukaryota; Fungi; Basidiomycota; Pucciniomycetes; Pucciniales; Pucciniaceae. The coding region runs from base 124 to 819 and encodes 231 amino acids.
CAGCCAGCUACAAAUUUAUUUGAUAAUCUUCCUCCAGAUAACAGGCGGUAGACGGCAGCACAACAUUAUACACAUCCAGAUCAAAGAAGAAGAAGAAGAAGAAGAACUGUUGAGAGUCUGAGAAUGACACUCCACCAGCCCACCAACACCAACCAAUCUUCCACCUCGACCACCCCAUCCGGAAAGCCAAUCCCGCCUCGACAACGCAAGAUCGCCCUCCUCGGCUCAAGAUCCGUCGGCAAGAGCAGCUUGGCCGUCCAGUUCGUCGACGAACACUUCGUCGAAUCUUAUUAUCCGACAAUCGAACAUACCUUCUCCAAAACCGUCGAACUCAACGGCAGGUUAUUCAACCUCGAAAUCCUCGAUACCGCUGGUCAUGAUGAGUUCACGAUCUUGGAUUCAAGACAGGCAAUCGGACUCGAUGGUUGGGCAUUAGUCUAUUCGAUCAAUUCCAGGACGUCGUUCGACAUGGUUGCGAUCAUCAGAGACAAGAUCCUAGGCUUCAUUGGUGCUGAGCAUGUACCGAUGGUCUUAAUUGCCAACAAGACCGAUCUGGAAUCGCAAAGACAAAUUUCGAAGGAAGAGGGCCAAUCGUUGGCGGCUGAAUGGAAGUGCGGCUUCGCAGAGGCAUCGGCCAGGUCGGGCGAGAACGUGAUGAACAGCUUCCUGCUCGCGUUGAUCGAGGUCGAGAAAGAGCUCAACCCCGACGAAGCUCCCUCCGCCUCCGUCGGCUCUGCUCUCCCUAAACAAGCCUCCACCGCCGAUAAAUCCCGGGUCGGCACCGCUAAUGAGAAGAACUCGAAAUGCGAGAUCGUCUGAACUUGAACCCCUCUCUCUCUCUCUCUUGAAGAACAAAAAACAAAUACUUCUUCUUCCAUGUCGUAAUGUUCAUUCUUCUUCACUUGUGAAUUAACUUGUACUCCAUUCCAUCACAUACCCGUGUUUUUUUUUUAUUCCAAAACAAGAUCGUUAUUGCUUCAUAUUUCUGUAUGCUUCGCCCAUCCAUUUCUCCAUUCAUUCCUAGAUAUUAAAGACACCUACACAUACAUACAUAUCUGACACUGAAUAUCAUAUGCCCGUGUCCUCCUGAUAAUCCAGCUCCUAUUUUGACAUCCAUAAUAGUCUUUCUCGUAAUGUACAUUAUUGCUUUUGAUCCUAUACAAAAAGGCCCCCUUGAAUGAAAAAUGAAUUAUAAAACUGGCCUGAUUUUGGG